Paramecium tetraurelia is the source of this 1092-nucleotide messenger RNA. RefSeq lists its product as uncharacterized. The record is from RefSeq and is a predicted model, not a curated record. Lineage: Eukaryota; Ciliophora; Oligohymenophorea; Peniculida; Parameciidae. The transcript is spliced from 3 exons.
AUGUUUACAAAUACACUCGGAGCAUAAAAUGGAUUGCCAUAACAAUAAUAAUAAGGUUUGGCAGGACAGAGUGCUUUAGUUUUCGGUAAUUCUGGUGUUUCCAACAAUAUUUUUGGGUAAACACAACAAAUGACUGCACCAAUAGGAUAAGCCUAAAAUUAAGGAGUUUUUGGAUAAUAACCAAAUUAACUCAAUUAACCUCUAUUAUAUGGAGGAUAACCAUAAUAACCAACAAAUUUAUUAUAAUAACCUUAAGGGUAGUAAAUGGGCACUUUAGGUCAAUAGACCGCAUAAUUUGGAUAAGUAUAAUAAUCAGGAUUUCUUGGAUAGCAAUCAACAUUACAAGGAGGAUAGAUGGGAUAAAUGUAAUAACAACAAUAACUUUAGUCAUAAUAGCCAUAAUAAUAAUAAUAACAAUAAUAAUAAUAAUAAUAACAAUAGAAUAAACAUUAUACCAUUUAACAAAUUAAAAAUGAGACUUAAAAACAUAUUGAUAACCUUACAAAAACUAUCAUAAAUAAAGAGAAAAUUGAAAAAAAUUAAAAAAAUUUAUAGCUAAUCGAAAAAAAUUCUCUUAGGAAUAUUUAGUAAUAAUAACAAUAAUAACCUCAGGUAAAUCCAUCAAUUGGAUAUGGAAUACCACAAUAAUAAAUAUAAAGACCAAUCCAAAAGGUUGAUCCUCGAAAUCAUACAGCUAAAGUUGAAAAAUAUUAUGGAGAAUGGAAUAAGACAAUUUCAAGGAUUUCUCAAAAACAAGGAGAAACUAUUAAUCAAUUGAACGAGUUAAAUAUUCUUCUAUCCCAAUAAGACACAUAUUAUGAUAUAGAUGAAGAGUCAUUGAUAGAUUCAAUAAAAUAAUUGGGAAAAGAACUUAAUUCAUUGGAAUACAAGAUUGUAGAUGUUGUAAAAUUGUAGGAGAAAAUAUUAGGCCUAGAAAAAGAGGAAUCUGAAUGGGAUUAAAUUGUUGGCAAUUUAAGCGAAUGUCUCACUCUUUUAGAAAUUCAAACUAAAGAAGUUGAAGAUCAAUUGCACCAAGCAGAGACUCAUCCAAAAGUAUUAAACAAAUGAAAUGAAUUUUACUCAUAAAUAUUU